AUGGCCUAUAUAAAGACACGAAGGAAUUAUGGUUUUCUGCUGGGUCUGCUUAUCCUGGGCAGCGCCUGCGGAACUUUAACCAGUGGUGGAAGUGUAGCCAGUCCUGCCUCCGCCUCGGAGCCAGGCGGACCUGGUGGCCUAACCGAACAGGUGGUGGUGGACCAGCUUAGCGACGGUGACCUGUACGGGAACAGCAAGCGGGCCUGGCAGUCCCUGCAGAACGGUUGGGGUAAGCGGGCGGACUCGGGGGACCCAGACAUCUACAUGACCGGACACUUUGUGCCGCUGGUCAUCACCGACGGCACCAACACCAUUGACUGGGAGACCUUUGAGCGCUUGGCCAGCGGACAGGCGCAGCAGCAGCAACCGCAGUCGCAGAUGCAGUCUGGCGAGGAUCUGGACGAGUUGGGGGCGGAUGGGGAGGUGGAGAAACGGGCCUGGAAGAGCAUGAACGUGGCCUGGGGCAAGCGGCGGCAGGCACAGGGCUGGAACAAGUUCAGGGGGGCCUGGGGUAAGCGUGAGCCAACAUGGAACAACCUGAAGGGGAUGUGGGGCAAGCGCGACCAGUGGCAGAAGCUCCACGGAGGCUGGGGCAAGCGUUCCGCUGGCUCAGCCCUCAACUAAUGUGGAUCUCCAGUAAAAGCAACAACUUACCCCCUUGUAUCUAACCGUAUAUAGCAUGUGUGUUUCCUCCAGCCGUGGAGGGGUUCCGUUCUAAGUGUCCAACGAUGUCGCCGGAUUCGAUUUCGCCGCCAAAAGUCAAUUCCGAAAAUGUAUGAAAGCGCUCGCCAGUUACCGGAUCCUGGCCGGCCUGUCUGCGAGGUCUCGAUCAGCCAGUAUUAUAUGCAUUAUAUCAGUAUGUCUAGUUAUCUAUCCACCAUCUAGCACCUAGUCGUCUCCAAGUAUACAAAGAGGAUCUUUCGGAAGAAUACCGCUUUAAUUUAGAAAACGUUAACUAAGUUAAUGAAUUGUGCAUAUAAAUUAAUAUUUACGUAAAUAUACAUACAUCAAUACAUACCCAGUGGAAACUAUCAAUAUGAAAUGCAAUUACGUUGAA
Messenger RNA from Drosophila bipectinata, 1057 nucleotides. RefSeq names its product Myoinhibiting peptide precursor (gene Mip). The record is from RefSeq and is a predicted model, not a curated record. Lineage: Eukaryota; Metazoa; Arthropoda; Insecta; Diptera; Drosophilidae.